Molecule: messenger RNA, 993 nt
Organism: Micropterus dolomieu (smallmouth bass)
Lineage: Eukaryota; Metazoa; Chordata; Actinopteri; Centrarchiformes; Centrarchidae
Gene: marchf3
Exons: 4
Coding region: 69-824 (251 amino acids)
Biological process (GO): protein ubiquitination
Molecular function (GO): zinc ion binding; ubiquitin-protein transferase activity
Source: RefSeq, a predicted model, not a curated record
CUGAGCUGCCCACUCUGCAGUUUGCUGAGGCUUGGAUCUAACAGAUGUGAUGCUCCUGACAUGAGUGAAUGGCCCCUUAUAUAGCAGACAUGACAGCAGAGAAACCCCCUGGCCCAUGGGUAUCCAGCCCUGUGGGGGAGGUCAAGUUAAUGCCUGAACACGGGCUGGAGGAGGAACUCAACAGCUGCAACCAAGAAGUAACGCACUAUCACACAGACACGCCCACUGAGGAAUGUGCAGCAAUCAUUGACAGUCUGCACAGCGAGGAGCCGUUCUGUAGGAUCUGCCAUGAAGGCAGUUCCUCGGGGGAGCUACUGUCCCCCUGCGAGUGCUCUGGUAGCCUGGCCAUGGUGCACCGGUCUUGCCUGGAGCACUGGCUCACCGCCUCCAACAGCAGCCACUGUGAACUCUGCCACCACCAGUUUGCACUCGAGCGCCUGCCGAAACCUCUCACUGAGUGGUUGUGUUCUCCAUCCAUCCAACAACAGAGGAGGACGCUGUGUGGUGACGCAGUGUGUUUCUUGUUCAUCACACCACUCGCCAGCCUGUCAGGAUGGCUGUGUGUUCAGGGCGCCAUGGACCUCUACUACACCAACGGCAUGGAGGCCCUGGGACUCCUUGUACUCACAUUGGCCCUCUUUACCAUAUACGUCUUCUGGACCGUGGUUUCUGUGCGCUACCACAUGCAUCUGUUCAAGACAUGGAAGAAGACCGACCAGAGAGUGCAACUGCAGAUUCCCUUGCCUGCCCACACCACACGUCACCAACAGACCCUGUCCAUGAACACCUUCGGCAAAGCCACCAACAAAGAGACUAUGGUGUAGACUACAUUCUACAAUCCUGAACAUAAGUCACAUAUGAGGGAGGAUAGUAACAAAGCUCAAGACAGGUUCCAAUCCUGAUAUAGAAAAGUUGAAGCCAGGACUAAAAGACUCCUUUAAGAGGUGGAGGACAGAGUCUGUCUCACAUCUGACAUCUUUUCUGGAGAAGACA